Messenger RNA from Phalacrocorax carbo (great cormorant), 3858 nucleotides. NCBI's taxonomy places the organism in Eukaryota, Metazoa, Chordata, Aves, Suliformes, Phalacrocoracidae. The record is from RefSeq and is a predicted model, not a curated record.
CUCCCACCCACCGCGGCCCCGCGCCGUCGCCCUGGCGACGCGGCAGAGCGGGCCGGUGGCGGUUGGCGGGCGGGCCGGGGGCUCGGCGGCGGUUGGGCGGGCGGCCGCCCGGCUGGCACCGCCCGGCCGGCACCGCGAUCUGUGUGAGAAUGGCCAUGUUCUGUCUCUUGAACUUUAUAUCUGGAUCUCAAAGUAGCUGUAAUUUAGAGGAGACUAGUGAAUGUCCUGCUCUGUUAUGAAAAGACAUUUACCAACAUAAAACAGUCUGGAAGAAAAUUUGUCUGAGAAAAUUGAAGAGCAGAGAAUCCUUUAACAAAACAGAAGACAUUCAAAAUUUCAUGAGCUUUUGGCUAUCUGAGUCUUCAAAAAAAGAAAAAUGAACCGUUACACAAUCAUGAAACAACUAGGUGAUGGCACCUAUGGCAGCGUGUUGAUGGGGAAGAGCAACGAGUCAGGAGAACUUGUGGCUAUCAAAAGAAUGAAAAGAAAGUUCUAUUCGUGGGAUGAAUGUAUGAAUUUGAGAGAAGUCAAGUCUCUGAAGAAGCUAAAUCAUGCCAAUGUAAUAAAAUUGAAAGAAGUUAUACGGGAAAAUGACCACCUUUACUUUGUAUUCGAAUAUAUGAAGGAAAAUCUCUAUCAGUUAAUGAAGGACAGAAACAAGUUGUUCCCCGAGUCGGUCAUCAGAAACAUGAUGUAUCAAAUAUUACAAGGGCUAGCUUUUAUCCAUAAACACGGGUUUUUUCAUAGAGAUAUGAAGCCUGAAAACCUUCUCUGUAUUGGACCAGAACUUGUGAAAAUAGCAGAUUUUGGUUUGGCUAGAGAACUAAGAUCUCAGCCACCUUAUACAGAUUAUGUUUCUACCAGGUGGUACCGAGCUCCUGAAGUUUUGCUAAGAUCAUCUAUUUAUAGCUCACCUAUUGAUAUGUGGGCAGUUGGCAGCAUAAUGGCUGAGUUGUACACACUAAGGCCUCUUUUCCCAGGCACAAGUGAAGUAGAUGAAAUCUUCAAAAUUUGCCAAGUAUUAGGGACUCCGAAGAAGAGUGACUGGCCAGAAGGAUACCACCUUGCUUCUGCCAUGAAUUUCCGUUUCCCACAAUGUGUCCCUAUAAGCCUAAAAACUCUGAUCCCAAAUGCAAGCAAUGAAGCAAUACAGCUUAUGAGUGAUAUGCUGAACUGGAAUCCAAAGAAGAGACCUACAGCCAGUCAGGCUUUGAAGCACCCUUACUUUCAAGUUGGCCAAGUUUUAGGACCUCCUCCACAGUACCUGGAGAAGCAGACUCCUAUUAAACCAGUUCAGCCAACAGAGCCAAAGCCAGCUUUACCUAAACUGGAAGCUGUAUCCAAGCCAGAAGCUGUAUCUAAGCCAGAAGCUAUAUCUAAGCCAGAACCUCUGUCUUCACCUGAUGUACCUGACAAAACACAGCCACAGCCCCUGUCAAAGGUUAACCACCAGCCUCUCCAGCAAAUUCAGUUGCCUCAGAAUACAGCUAACCAGCAAGUACCAAAACAGCAGCAGCCACAGGCACAGCCGUUUUUUCCAACUAUCAUUAAAAACUCCUCCCCAAAACAAGCAGCUAGUGGCUCUCAGAAUGGUGCAGGUCCUAAAAGCUGUAGAAGACGAUGGGGUCAGACAUUGGUAAAAGCUGUGGAUAGCUGGGAUGACUUGGAUGACACCGAAUUUGGGAUGUCAUGUUCAAAGAAGCCUAGCAUUGCACUGUUAAAAGAAAAGAAAAACAAAGAAUGUCUUUUUAGCGUGCCAGAACCAAAAGCGUCAUGCUAUAUCCAGCCAGGAGGGGAAAAUAAGGUUCUGAUGACAAAUGAUUCUGGAAGAUCAAAUUCAUCAGCAAAACAGUACUAUCUAAGACAAUCAAGAUAUCUACCUGGUGUAAACCCUAAGAGUGUCUCUUUAAUAGCAGUCAAUAAAGAAGGAUCACAUGGAACCUGGAACUACCAGUUGUUUCCUAAAGCAAUGGCACAUACUGGAGGAGGAGUGACCUUCAACAGAAAUACUACAGAUGAGAACUUAAUUAUACCUAUUGAAAAGCUAUCAUGCAAAGAAAGGUUGAAUGAAAAAUUAGAGGAUCCAAAAGGAAAUCCUGGCUUUGUAAGUGGUGCCGCUUACAACCCAUCAGGAGUAUAUAUCCCUUCCUUUCAUAAAAAAGAAGUUGGAUCAGCCGGACAGCGGAUACAGCUAGCUCCUCUUGGUGCACCUGUGUCAGAUUAUUCCUGGAAAACCAAAGCUGCCCGUGCUCAGUUACCAGGUCCUACCUUCAAUUCAGCAGCAAAAAAUUUGACCGUUUUAACUCGCCCACCAACAAUUCAGCCGGUACAUGGAAGAACAGACUGGGUGGCCAAAUAUGGAGGAAACAGAUAGAAAAUGCCAUCCUAUAUAGAUAAUGUGUGAGCUAUGCUCGGUUCUCCUGCACCAGAAACCUGAAAUGCCUGUUUGCUCUCACUUUUCCUAAGACUAUGCAACAGUAAAGGAGAAGAAAAGCCCUUGUGUUCCAUUACCUGUAUAAUACAUAUAAUACCCUGUAAUAUAUUGGCUAUAAAGUAGGAUAUAUUGAAAUAUUGUAUAACACAUUGCCAAAGCUACUGAAAAGUAGAUUUCGCUCAACAUUUUUCUGCAGAUCUCCUAUCCUCAUACUCUUAAAACAACUGUUACGGUUGUUUGCCCAGUACAACGUCCACUGGCAUUUCAAGUACACAAGCAGCUAGAAGCAGGGCUAAAGCAGAGCAGCACCAGGCUUUCAGGUGUUAGGCUGGUUCCUUACCAGAAAGAGGAGAGUGAAAGCACAGAUGGGGCUUUGUAAAGAACCCCACGCUCUCAUACGUGGAUGUCAGAACUCACUUGUACCUUGGAGUUACUUAGGGGCUGUAAUGUGCAAAUAUUCAUACUAGCAAUGAGAACCUAACUUCUUGUAGCACUGAUAAAUACUACAUAGGGAAGGUCUAAAGAUUUGGCCCAUAUACAGCUAUAGAAUGAUAUAGCAAUAGUGGAUAAUAAACAAAUACUGAAUGCUAGACUUACUUACCAAGCUGUAGUGAAGCCUAAAAAUUAGAGUCUACUGUUACAAUUAAUUAUGACCAUUUUUGGUCAAAGAUCUGUGGAGAUUUAUAUCUCUCCUGUCAAGGGAGUGUCACAGUGGCAUUUUAAGGAACCUGAAUCACUGUAGUCUGUCAGUCAUUUUAAGGGUGAAUUAACUUAGAAGGCAUAAAUUAUCAGUGAAGAGGCAGCUGAGGGGAGACCUUAUCGUUCUCUACAACUACCUGAAAGGAGGCUGUACUGAGGUGGGUGUUGGUCUCUUCUCCCAAGUUACUAGUGAUAGAAUGAGAGGAAACGGCCUCACGCUGCAUCAGGGGAGGUUUAGAUUGGAUAUUAGGAAAAAUUUCUUCAAAGAGUGGUCGGGCAUUGGGACAGGCUGCCCAGAGAGGUGGUGGAGUUGCCAUCCCUGGAGGUACUUAAAAGAUGUGUAGACAUAGCACUUCAGGGCAUGGUUUAGGAAGCAUGGGGUGUUGGGUUGAUGGUUGGACUUGAUGAUCCUACAGGUCUUUUCCAAUCUUAAUGAUUCUAAACUCCUGUUUGCACAAGUCUCUACUGGGUGAUCAAACUAAACUACAGAAGUUGAAUAAGCUACCUGAGGGAGGAUAUUGGGCUGCUCUUCAAAGAAGUUGCUUUCUGGUUUAGAGCGUAAAGGCCAAGUUAGGUACCUGAAAACACACACAAACUUUACGUUUGCAAUACCUCACUGUUUAUAUGUUUAUACAUUCAGUACUUUCCCUGGCAUCUUUCCUAAGUUUUAUAGUAAUAUCCUGCAAAGGACCUUGCAAUGUACAAUAAAGUCUUUUUAGCAUGUU